CUUCCUUUCUUCAAACCCAGCCUAACCCUCUCGAAUCCUCAACUCGCGUCAUCGUUUGGAGACGGAGAGCUGAUCGAUCGCGGCUGCAUUUCUCUUUGCAAAACAAAACCAUGGAGGCUCUCCGCAAAACCUCUUUCCUCUUGGGAGUUCUCCUCCUCCUCUCUGUGGCGGCGACAUUGGCGGAUGCAAAAGUUCACUUCCAUGAUUUUGUCGUCCAAGCAGCCAAAGUGAAGAGGCUGUGCAAGACCCACAACACCAUCACGGUGAACGGGCAAUACCCGGGUCCAACUUUGGAAGUUAACGAUGGCGACACCCUCGUCGUCAAUGUCGUCAACAGAGCUCGCUACAACGUCACCAUCCACUGGCAUGGGAUUCGGCAGCUCAGAACUGGUUGGGCCGACGGGCCGGAAUUCGUGACUCAAUGCCCGAUCGGGCCCGGUGGGAGUUACACGUAUCGUUUCACCAUCCAAGGACAAGAAGGGACAUUGUGGUGGCACGCGCAUAGCUCCUGGCUAAGAGCGACCGUGUACGGUGCUCUAAUCAUUCAUCCGAAGGAAGGCGCCUCGUAUCCGUUUGCCAAGCCGAAGCGUGAAACUCCCAUCCUUCUUGGGGAGUGGUGGGACGCGAACCCUAUCGACGUCGUGAGAGAAGCAACCAGAACCGGCGCGGCUCCGAAUGUGUCCGAUGCUUAUACCAUCAACGGUCAACCUGGAGAUCUCUACAACUGUUCAAGCAAAGACACUGUCAUAGUUCCGAUCGAUUCCGGGGAGACCCAUCUCCUCCGAGUCAUCAACGCUGCGCUCAAUCAGGAACUCUUCUUCACCGUAGCAAACCAUAGGUUCACUGUGGUCGGCGCCGAUGCCUCCUACCUCAAACCCUUCACCACCUCGGUGAUCAUGCUAGGGCCAGGCCAAACGACGGAUGUUUUGAUCUCUGGAGACCAGCUCCCGGCUCGGUACUACAUGGCCGCCCGAGCCUACCAGAGCGCUCAGGGAGCUCCUUUCGACAACACCACGACCACGGCCAUACUAGAGUACAAGUCUGCCCCGUGCCCUGCCAAGGGCAUAUCGAGCAACCCGGUCAUGCCGGCCCUACCAGCUUUCAAUGACACGGCCACCGUCACAGCCUUCACUCGGAGCUUCAGGAGCCUCAAAAAGGUUGAGGUCCCGACCGUCGUCGAUGAAAGCCUCUUUUUCACGGUCGGCCUAGGACUCUUCAGCUGCCCGAAGAAUUUCCAUCCCAGUAGGUGCCAGGGGCCGAAUGGGACCCGUUUCACGGCCAGCAUGAACAACUUCUCCUUCGUGCUCCCGUCUACUUUCUCGAUCCUGCAAGCCCACAAGCAGGGCGUGCCUGGAGUUUUCACCACCGACUUCCCAGCUAACCCGCCUGUCCAGUUUGAUUACACGGGGAACGUGAGCCGCUCGCUGUGGCAGCCCGUUCCGGCGACUAAGGUGUACAAGUUGAAGUUCGGGUCUAGAGUACAGCUUGUCUUGCAAGGAACCAACAUACAAACGGCCGAGAACCACCCGAUCCACAUUCACGGGUACGAUUUCUACAUCCUCGCCACAGGUUUCGGGAACUUCAACUCCCGGACCGAUACAGCGAAGUUCAACCUCAUCGACCCGCCGAUGAGGAACACAAUCGGCGUCCCCGUGAACGGGUGGGCCGUCAUUCGAUUCGUCGCCGACAAUCCAGGUGCUUGGUUGAUGCACUGUCACUUGGACGUUCACAUCACCUGGGGAUUGGCCAUGGUCUUCCUCGUCGAGAAUGGAGUUGGCGAGCUGCAAUCUCUACAGCCUCCCCCUGCAGAUUUGCCUCCGUGUUAAAAGAUCUGCGGCCGACAGAUAGUCCUCGAGGAGAAAUUCAUAAAACCCGCAACACGGGCCUAUUCUACUCCUUUUUUUUUUCGCUUUCCUUUCAGUUUUCGUUUCACAGAGUUUCAGUUCAAGUGAUUGUUGCCCCUGAAUUCAGGGGGCCUCCAGUAUUUUGCUUUUCUCAUAGUUUUUUUUAUAGAUAAAAAGGGUCGUGCAUACGUAAAGCCUGGUACCAUCAGAUACAGUUUCGAGUAUAAACUCAGACAUAGUUCUUCAA
Molecule: messenger RNA, 2091 nt
Organism: Rhodamnia argentea
Lineage: Eukaryota; Viridiplantae; Streptophyta; Magnoliopsida; Myrtales; Myrtaceae
Product: laccase-12-like
Exons: 6
Coding region: 111-1826 (571 amino acids)
Biological process (GO): lignin catabolic process
Cellular component (GO): apoplast
Molecular function (GO): hydroquinone:oxygen oxidoreductase activity; copper ion binding
Source: RefSeq, a predicted model, not a curated record